This is a messenger RNA of Rhizoctonia solani, 1065 nucleotides long. RefSeq names its product cytochrome P450 family protein. Gene Ontology annotation, molecular function: oxidoreductase activity, acting on paired donors, with incorporation or reduction of molecular oxygen; heme binding; monooxygenase activity. The record is from RefSeq and is a predicted model, not a curated record. NCBI's taxonomy places the organism in Eukaryota, Fungi, Basidiomycota, Agaricomycetes, Cantharellales, Ceratobasidiaceae. The coding region runs from base 1 to 1065 and encodes 354 amino acids. The transcript has 10 exons.
AUGACGCUCAGAGCUGCACAAGAUUCGGAAGCAAGGAGGUUGCUUGAUCGCCUUCUCGCAGCCCAUGAAGAGCCAAUGACUUCAGAGCACCUCAACACAGAGUUUUAUAGAACGACUUCUGCAUUAUUUCUUCAGUCUGUUUACGGAUAUGAACUCAAGUCCUCCGAAGAUCAGUUCCUUACCGACAUUAUUAUCCUGAACUCGGUCCUAAACCAAGCGUCUUUACCCACAGGUUUUCUAGUUAACGUGUUCCCUUGGAUGGAGCAUAUUCCGGACUGGUUUCCAGGCACUGGAUGGAAGCAAACAGCAUAUCAGUGGCGAGCGUGGAAGGAUCGAGCAAUAGACAAUGUCUAUAAUUGGUCCAAACAACGCAUUAUUAAUGGCCUUGAUGAUAGCUCGGUUGUGUCGCAUAUUUAUAGAGAUGCUCGGCAGACGGGCUUCAAUGAAGCCGAUGCUGACGAUUUCUGUAAGAACUCAACUUUGGCUAUGCUGUGGUUUGUAGUGGCGAUGGCGAUGUAUCCGGAUAUUCAAGAAAAGGCUCAGCAAGAAAUCGAUCAAAUUGUUGGGACAGAUCGAUUGCCAAACGUCGAAGAUCGUCCCAGUUUACAUUACGUUGAAAGAUUGUUGACUGAAAUAGUGAGGUGGUAUCCCAGUGCGCCGUUUGGUGUGCCGCAUGUUUGCACUGAAGAGAAUGAAUACAGGGGAUACAGAAUCCCCAAGGGUGCAGUUAUGAUUGGUCAUAUCAGGGCGACCGUCAGAGAAGAACAUGUUUAUAAAGAUGCCGAAGAGUUCAAUCCAGAUCGAUUUUUGGAUCCAACAGUGCCACCUCCGCAGGCUUUCGGGAUCUGUCCCGGACAACACUUUUUCAGAGAAAUGUUUUAUAUUGAGGUGGUUUUGAUUCUCGCAACUAUGAAGGUCGAGAGAUGUAAAGACGAGAACGGUAAAGACAUCGUACCCACCGCCGAGACGACGGAGAACAACGUGAUUUCACGCCCAGUACCCUUCAAAGUCAAAAUUGUCCCCCGUUCUGAGCACCAUGCAGAACUCAUACGCACGGCAGUGUGA